This is a messenger RNA of Penicillium brevicompactum, 918 nucleotides long. Its product is annotated as RTA1 domain-containing protein. Gene Ontology annotation, cellular component: membrane. Lineage: Eukaryota; Fungi; Ascomycota; Eurotiomycetes; Eurotiales; Aspergillaceae. Bases 1 to 918 code for a protein of 305 amino acids. The record is from RefSeq and is a predicted model, not a curated record. The transcript has 3 exons.
AUGAGUGACCAAAGUUAUGAUGCCGGGUUCACAUUCGAACUCUAUCGCUACACGCCUUCUAUUCCUGCAGCGGUUGUCUUUGCGGUUGUCUUCUUUAUAGUGGCAGUCGUUCAAUUCGUUUUGAUUAUCAGACGUCGCACAUACUUCUUCAUACCCUUUUUCGUGGGUCUUCUUCUCGAGUGUGCGGGAUAUAUCGCGCGCAUCUUCUCACACUUUGAUACCCUUGCCCUCGGUCCGUAUAUUGUGCAAACAAUGUUGAUCCUGGUCGCACCGCCACUUUUUGCUGCCUCGAUUUAUAUGACACUUGGACGAGUCGUUGUCAAGUUGAAUGCCGAGGAACUAUCUAUGGUACCGGUUCGGUACCUGACAAAGAUCUUUGUGGUGGGAGAUGUCAUCUCCUUUUUGCUACAGGUUGCAGGCGGUGGCUAUAUGGCAGCUGGAACUUUAUCUGCGAUGGAUGUCGGUGCGAAAGUCGUGAUCGGUGGACUCGCAGUCCAACUUCUCUUCUUUGGAUUCUUUGUCAUCGUCGCCGCUAUAUUCCACUGGCGCGUGAAAAAGAACGAGCAGUUUAUUGAUGCUAGACCACAUUCCUAUUCAUCAACUGUGGGCUCAUCCACCGUUGACACUAAGCUGACAUGGGAAGGUCUGAUGUGGGGCCUUUACAUCGCGUGUCUGCUUAUUCUCAUGCGAUCAAUCUUCCGUGUUGUUGAAUUUGUGGAGGGUAAUGAUGGAUUCAUCAUGCGCACGGAAUAUCUUCUGUACAUCUUUGACGCCUGUCUCAUGGCAUUGGCAGCAAUCGUGAUGACUGUAUUGUUCCCCGGCUUUCUUCUGAGAGGUGACAAACUGGAAAGGCCAAGCAAAGCUCAAUCGGUAUCUAGCGGAGAAAGUCUUUCUCAGCCGAAGACAGAGAGCGCUUGA